Molecule: messenger RNA, 873 nt
Organism: Parascedosporium putredinis
Lineage: Eukaryota; Fungi; Ascomycota; Sordariomycetes; Microascales; Microascaceae
Source: the annotation of a GenBank genome assembly
AUGCGCUCACCUGGUCUUCCUGGCACAGACAUUCGCCGCUCGCCGCACAUGCCCCCUCAGCCGUACCCGGGCAACGGACAAAAUGGACCUCACGGCGAUCGGCUCGUGCCCAUGCAAGCUUACGGCCAGCGGGGUCUUCACUCGGGACAGCCGUCGCCUAUCUCGCCCAUGGGCGACCUGCCAUCACCUUUUGGACCGCCAUCAGGAAGGAACACCCCGAUCGGUUCGGCAGCACCAUCCCCUCGGCGCCCCUCGGCACCCCCACUUCCCUCACCCGCAGCUAUUGCGAUGGCCUCUGGGCCUGACUCGAGCAACGGCAAUGUGCGACUUGAUGAGAGCAUGAAGCGCGUGGUGCGCAAGAGAGACAUUUCGGAACCGACUUUUGUCUCGUCCACCUCCCGUGUGCCAGUUGUUGACUUGCCCGAGGACGGGACGCGCUCUCGAAGCGGUUCUCGAUCCCGCUCGGGCAGUCUGCUCAAGACGCUGGGAUCGGCGGCAUCGACGCCUAAUCUGCACGCGCAGGCACAUGCGCCUCCCGUACCGCCCAUCAACCCCCGACGACGAAACGUUUUGGGAAACCUCAUGGGGCGCAAGGGAGACGACGAUAUGAAUCUGAGCACACCGCAACUUCCAUUCGUCUCGUAUGGAGCCGACUCGGGUGACGAGGCUCGCAGCGGGUUCUCGGAUGAGGACGACGCCUUUGGUCGCGAUCGACGCAACCGGCUUCGAAAAGCAACUAGCGAGGCCAACGUCGCCGCAGCGGCUCGAAACGGGGCCCCUAAGCGCCAGAGCCCGCCUUACAUGAUGAAUAGUGCCUCUCAGGGGCCGCCCCCGCCCGUCACGACCAACGGAAUGCCUGGCGGCAUGAUCUAA